AUGGCACAAAUGCUUGUUUUUUUUCACUCUCCUCUACUCUUGAGGCGAUUACCACAGGAUUAUCAAGCAUCAAUGAUACAAUAUCUAAAUUCUCAAAUGUUAGAACAUGUGUUGAUAUCUUCGCUUCUGGUAAAUAUAAUAGUAUUACGUCAAAAUGUUACUUCUGUCUGGCUUCAUAGCAGAACCAAAAGUCUGUUCGAAACCAGUAUGACCUCUCCUCAUGUUGCUGGUGUUAUUGCUCUGAUUAUUGCCCAGUAUGGCAAUAUGUUACCGGCUAGAAUGAAGACAAAGAUUAGAGACAUGACAACUCGAGGA
Messenger RNA from Racocetra persica, 315 nucleotides. Lineage: Eukaryota; Fungi; Glomeromycota; Glomeromycetes; Diversisporales; Gigasporaceae. The record is from the annotation of a GenBank genome assembly.